This is a messenger RNA of Hibiscus syriacus, 885 nucleotides long. Its product is annotated as auxin-responsive protein IAA14-like. Gene Ontology annotation, molecular function: protein binding. The coding region runs from base 71 to 712 and encodes 213 amino acids. Gene Ontology annotation, biological process: regulation of DNA-templated transcription. Gene Ontology annotation, cellular component: nucleus. Lineage: Eukaryota; Viridiplantae; Streptophyta; Magnoliopsida; Malvales; Malvaceae. The transcript is spliced from 4 exons. The record is from RefSeq and is a predicted model, not a curated record.
GAGGGUUUCUCUCUUUCUUCAUUUCUCCCACUCUCUCUAUUUCUCUAACAACAUAGGAAUAAGGCUGAACAUGCAAGGAACCGAGCGUGAUCUGAACUACAAAGAGACCGAGCUGUGCCUCGGCUUGCCCCGCGGCGGCGGCGGCGGUGAAAAUGAAGUGGAAAGUUCUCCAAAGACCACAGGGAAAAGACGGUUCUCCGAGACUGUUGAUUUGAAGCUUAACCUAGAAAAUGGUUCAAAAGAAGCUGCUGCAUGCACCAAAGAUCAUUCAAAACAGCCAGCCAAGGCACAAGUGUUUGGAUGGCCACCAGUUCGAUCUUAUAGGAAGAACAUCAUGGAUAACCAGAAGAACAGCAGCGAGGAAUGUGAGAAAGCUGCGUUUGUGAAGGUUAGCAUGGAUGGUGCACCCUAUUUGCGUAAGGUGGAUUUGAAGAUGUACAAUAGUUACCAAAAGUUAUCUCAUGCCUUGGCUAAAAUGUUCAGUUCUUUCACUAUGGGAUAUUAUGGAUCUCAAGGGAUGAUAGACUUCAUGAAUGAGAGCAAGUUGAUGGAUCUUCUCAAUAGUUCUGAUUAUGUGCCAACCUAUGAGGAUAAAGAUGGCGACUGGAUGCUCGUGGGCGAUGUCCCAUGGGAGAUGUUAGUUAAAUCUUGUAAGCGUUUACGCAUAAUGAAAGGAUCGGAAGCGAUGGAGAAAUGCAAGAGCAGAGCCUAAACCACUUGGAACAACUAGAGCAACUUCGUUGAAAUUUACCUAAUAUUUUCAUAUAUGCUUUGUUAUAUGUAGAUAUGCAAAUAUAUUUGUAAUGGACGAGAAGCAAUGAAAUUAAAACCUAUCGUCUGGCUUUUGUUUACUGCUAAUGGGGGAGGAAUUUGUUUUUAAUCACA